Molecule: messenger RNA, 1644 nt
Organism: Closterium sp. NIES-67
Lineage: Eukaryota; Viridiplantae; Streptophyta; Zygnematophyceae; Desmidiales; Closteriaceae
Source: the annotation of a GenBank genome assembly
UGGUUUCCUGGUUUCCUGCAAGGAAGCGGACGCCAUGAUCCCUGAAGUCCACAGAGUUUCGGACAACUCUUAGCUGACGCCGCGACUAGGUGCAUUUUCCUUGUCAGUAUCCUUUGUUCGCCGCUCCAAAUGGAGCUCUCUGUGGAAGGCUAAGAACCAGAGAGACGAGCUCUUUCACUCUGACUCAACCUCGUAAUAGGUCGAAUUCCACUACCAGUCUCCUCCGUCAUUAUCUUUAUUUUUACGUACCAAUCGCCUCCGUCGUAGGUUGCAGUUUCCUGAUAUUUAAUAUUCUUACAGUGAAUUCUUACACACAUGCGGAGCUGACGUGGCUGGCCGGCAAAUUGCAUCACAUGUGAUUCCAGCCAGAAGCUGAAACCGUCACUGACGGUUUACCAGGCCGUCAGUUAGCAAGUCCGCGAGCAGUUAUCCGACAGUAGCAUUUCACGUCGGAGAUAGCCGCCUGACGACCACAGUAACCACUUAUCGUCAAAUUUGUAUCGCGCCGAUAUUUCCUUCCGAAUUCCCACAAUAGAGAGUUUUGUUUCGAAACCAUGACUACCGACACCCGCUCCUCGUGUUCUACUGCGUCUACCUGGUCAGAAAACGGCGCCACUGAUCGCAUUUUUGAGACGUCUGAAGGAUCCUCAGCUUCUUCCUGGAAAGAGAACGGCAUCACUGAUCGGAUAGUCUGCUUCCUGGAAGGCCUAGGCUCCCCCUCCGGUUGCCGGCACGAGGACUUCCGGCUGCAGAACGGCGAGGAGGCGUUUCGAGGUUUGCACUCCGACUGGGUGACCAACGAGCUGCUGGCGUGCGCGAGACCCACGGACGCCAUGAUCGAAGACGGAUUGGCGCAUAGAUUCGCUGAAAGAGGCAUCAGGCUGAUCGUGAACCUGGAGGAACCAGGGGAGCACCCAUGGUGUGGGCCAGGGAUCACAGCGUCGGGGUUUUCCUACACUCCAGACAAAUUCAUCAAGGCUGGAGUGGGUUACCUCCACGCGCCCUGGAAGGACAUGGCAUGCCCGCCGUUCCCUACCAUGCUCUCUAUCGUCCAGAGCAUCUCCGUCGUCAUUGGACGGCGCCAAAAGGUUGCUGUUCACUGUCAUGCUGGCCUGGGUAAGCAAAGCGGCUGCUAAGGACUUCACUCGACUCGUUUUAUGCUCUAACAAUCUCGCAAGCUCGUAUGCCAUGCGUGUGACAUAGCUAUUUUGAUUCUGCAGGGAGGACAGGCCUUGUGAUCGCAUGUUACUUAGUCGCAGCAAAUUCUCUGGCGGCUGCUGAUGCUGUAGCUGUUGUGCGAGCGAUGAGGCCUGGAUCACUGCAAACACGGAAGCAGGAAGUCUAUGUGGCUGAAUUCCAGAGAUUUGUGCGUGGAGAUGCCACCAAUGGGUCCCAAGAACAAGCCCCUUUGUUGGCUGGGCAAUACUCUCCUGAGGGCGCAUGGAUAUACAGGAUCCAGGAUCUAGCAUCGUACGCUUGCCUUCUAUGCUCUGUUUGUUGCAAUCGUAGGAGAAGGCCAAUAGCCUGCUAACUUAUACAGCUGUUUGUUUCUCACCUGUAUACAGUUGAGCUUAAAGCCCGCGGCCCAAAUUGUUCAUACGCAUUGCGUAUGAACUGUGAGCCUCAGCUUGGACGAAAUACAGA